GACCGACCUCUCGCCGCCUCCGGCGUCGCCGACGCGAUGCCUCCGCUCCCCAGGCUCCUCCACCGCCACCUCGCCCUCCCGCUGGCCCGCCGCCACUCCCCUCUCCACCCGUGGCCGCCCGCGGCCGACGCCUUCCUCUCUCGCGGGCUCGCCUCCUCCUCCUCCUCCGCCGCCGCCGCAGCUGCCGCGGCGGGCCGGGAGAAGAGCUCUAGGAGGACCCUGGGGUAUCUUCUCGGCGUGGCGGCCGCUAUGGUCGGCGCCUCCUACGCCGCCGUCCCGCUCUACCGCCGGUUCUGCCAGGCGACGGGAUACGGCGGCACCGUUCAGCGCCGCGAGAGUGUAGAGGAGAAGAUCUCCCGGCAUACUCGAGAAGGAACCACACCACAAAGGGAGAUAAUUAUCCAAUUUAAUGCUGAUGUUGCUGAUGGAAUGCCUUGGAAGUUCAUUCCUACACAGAGAGAGGUGAAGGUUAAACCUGGUGAAAGUGCUCUUGCAUUUUAUACUGCUGAGAACCGCAGUUCAGCUCCAAUUACUGGUGUGUCCACGUAUAAUGUUGCUCCAAUGAAGGCCGCGAUCUACUUCAAUAAAAUACAAUGUUUCUGCUUUGAGGAGCAAACACUUCUUCCAGGGGAGCAGAUUGACAUGCCGGUAUUCUUCUACAUUGAUCCUGAGUUUGAGACAGACCCCAAAAUGGACGGGGUAAACAACAUAGUUCUUUCCUAUACAUUCUUCAAGGUGAAAGAGUAGAAAUAACUUUUAAGUGAUCUGUAACAUUAAUUCUAUUAAAACCCUCACGCAAUUCAUGCGCUUCAAAAUUCUUUCAUGUAACACCAAGAGUAAAAGGUUAGGUUCUCUAUGUAGCUAGAUCACAUGGUUUGUGAAAGUCUUUUUUUGCAAAUAAUAAGAGUUGUUCCGAUGCAAUCAAAGUGGAAAUACAUAUUUGGUUUGAUCUUAA
Lolium rigidum is the source of this 955-nucleotide messenger RNA. RefSeq names its product cytochrome c oxidase assembly protein COX11, mitochondrial-like. The transcript has 6 exons. Gene Ontology annotation, cellular component: mitochondrial inner membrane. Lineage: Eukaryota; Viridiplantae; Streptophyta; Magnoliopsida; Poales; Poaceae. Gene Ontology annotation, molecular function: copper ion binding. Bases 37 to 747 code for a protein of 236 amino acids. The record is from RefSeq and is a predicted model, not a curated record.